UCGGGCUCUGCAUCUGUGCAGCUGAGAUGCAUCACAAUCAUCACCAAUCAUGGGUAUCCCUGUCUCCCGAUUGAUGGCCAUGUAUAAUCUCCGAUCAGUUCACUUGUUCAGCUGCGGGAGGGGGUUACGACCAUGUAAUACUACAGUGGCCUCGGGAUUUAUUCUUGUCGACCCGUCUGAUUGGAUCUACGCUCUCAGGGACUCGUCCUGCCAUCCAUGUCCCAUUGGCAUGAUGGAGCCCCCGCCUGACAUUCCUUUCUACCACGCCCUCCUGACCUUCUCGGUUCGAACCAUAUUUAUUUAUGCUGCCCCAUGGUGGACGCAUUGCAUUCUGUCACUGCAGCGUUGUGGCUCUCCCUAGCUAGCUCAAGGCGCAUCCUCGUGGAAUGCUGUCCACAAUGGCCUUUUCCUUCGUUCUUCGUAUUCUAUCCCCCCUUUUCCUAAUCCUGCAACUGUCGACGGCAGCCUCGACGUCCACUCUUCGCCAAUGCCUUCUCACCGCGGUGCAGAAUGACCCAACCCUUGUCGCCGUGGAUGGUGACCUUCUCUAUCAGACGCUCGCCGUUCAGGUCUACAACCUGAACUGGCCCGUCACGCCGGCAGCAGUGGCCUUUCCCAAGUCCACCCAGCAAGUCGCCUCUAUCGUCAAUUGCGCCGCGUCGCUGGGCUACAAAGUCCAGGCCAAGAGCGGAGGCCACAGUUAUGGCAAUUACGGCCUCGGCGGCACCAAUGGCGCGAUCAGCAUCAACCUCAAGAAUAUGAAAUCCUUCUCCAUGAACUACACCAACUACCAGGCCACCGUGGGCGCCGGCAUGCUCAAUGGCGAACUCGACGAAUAUCUCCACAACGCCGGGGGGCGGGCCGUCGCGCACGGCACCUCUCCACAGAUCGGCGUUGGAGGUCACGCAACCAUCGGUGGACUGGGUCCCUCGGCGCGUCAAUAUGGAAUGGAACUGGACCACGUUUUGGAAGCCGAAGUCGUUCUUGCCAAUGGCACCGUAGUGCGCGCCUCGUCUACCCAGAAUUCGGACCUACUAUUUGCCAUCAAAGGCGCUGGCGCCAGCUUCGGCGUCGUCACCGAGUUCGUCUUCCGCACAGAGCCCGAACCGGGCUCCGCAGUCCAGUAUACCUUCACCUUCGGACUCGGAAGCACUUCGGCGCGCGCCGACCUGUUCAAGAAGUGGCAGAGCUUCAUCUCUCAGCCAGACCUCACCCGCAAAUUUGCUAGCAUCUGCACCCUUCUCGAUCACGUCUUGGUCAUCUCCGGUACCUUCUUCGGCACCAAAGAAGAAUACGACGCUCUCGGUCUGGAGGACCAAUUCCCCGGCCACACCAACUCCACCGUCAUUGUCUUCACCGACUGGUUGGGCCUCGUGGCCCAAUGGGCCGAGCAGUCCAUCCUUGACCUGACGGGCGACAUUCCCGCGGACUUCUACGCCCGCUGUCUCUCCUUCACGGAGAAGACCCUCAUCCCGUCCAACGGCGUCGACCAACUCUUCGAGUACCUCGACAGCGCUGAUACCGGAGCACUGCUCUGGUUCGUUAUCUUCGACCUCGAAGGUGGCGCCAUCAAUGACGUCCCCAUGGACGCAACGGGGUAUGCCCACCGCGACACGCUCUUCUGGCUGCAGUCGUACGCCAUCACGCUGGGAUCUGUGUCGGAGACCACCUAUGACUUCCUGGACAGCGUGAACGAGAUUAUUCGUAACAAUACUCCCGGUCUGGGUAAUGGAGUGUAUCCAGGCUAUGUGGAUCCCCGUCUCGAAAACGCUCGCGAGGCGUACUGGGGUUCCAAUCUGCCGAGAUUGAUGCAGAUCAAGUCGUUGUAUGACCCGACCGAUCUGUUUCAUAACCCGCAGGGCGUGUUGCCUGCGUAAUUUGAUUGUGGAGUUCGGGAUUGCUGGGGGGUUUUCUUGAUUCGUACAUGGGUUUCAUUUCUUGGAUAAUUUAUCAAGUAUCUUGUACCUAGUUGGUUGUUUUAAUGAAAUCAGCCUCCGCCCCAUCUAAUUCUUCGAUAUCAUAAUAUCUUUU
Messenger RNA from Aspergillus welwitschiae, 2031 nucleotides. Its product is annotated as FAD-binding oxidoreductase. NCBI's taxonomy places the organism in Eukaryota, Fungi, Ascomycota, Eurotiomycetes, Eurotiales, Aspergillaceae. Gene Ontology annotation, molecular function: oxidoreductase activity; FAD binding. The record is from RefSeq and is a predicted model, not a curated record. The transcript has 2 exons. Bases 387 to 1877 code for a protein of 496 amino acids.